AUGAAGAGUUCCCCUGAUCUCAUGCCCACUGAGCUGGACCCUACCCGUGUUUGCAAGGGCAAGGGUGCUGUUACUUUGAGGGCCACACUAGUGCAUAUCGAUGAUGAGGACGGCACAAGCCAAGAGCUAUCCAAGAACUCUGCCAAAAGUGGAUGGCUUGGUGCGGUCAAUGGAGAUGCCACAGAAACAAGUCUGGCAGAGAAACGUGUAAACAACACCGGAGCUGAUUUAAAUUCAACUCAAGUCAAUGAGACACCAAGAAAGGUGAACUCACUUGUAAGUGAGGGUCAGUCUCAGCUCACGUCCUGCCUUGAUCAGCUGAGUGCUAUUACUUCAUCAGCCAAAGUGUCCUCUUCAUAUCCCCCCACCAGCAGCGUCAACCCAACAAUUGUCCUGCCGCAGCACAGCAGAGAUGAUAGGCCGUCAUAUUCUGGUGAGGAUGUGCGGGCAGUCCCUCGUUCCAAGAGUGCUGUAGACAUGGGGAGCUCCAGAGGACAGCUGCCUGUGCCAACACGCACAUCUUCCCUAAAACCUCAGAGGAAUGAGUGGGAGCCCCCUGACAAGAAAGUAGACACCAGGAAGUACCGCGCUGAGCCCAAGAGCAUAUUUGAGUACGAGCCAGGAAAGUCCUCAGUGCUGAAGCUAGAGAGACCGACUCAGGACAUAAGUCCAGAAGAUGUAGAUUUAGAGAAUGAGCCUUGGUAUAGGUUCUUUUCUGAAAUGGAGUUUGGCAAAGCGAGUGCCCCCUCUUUCAGCCCCUUGGAAACAUCUUCUGACCUACAGCAAUACUCAGCCUCUAAAGCAGGCAACGGUGAAGUGGAGAAGAAGGACAGCUUGUCUGCCAGUGGGCAGGCAGUUCCGGAAUAUGAUCGGCACAUUUACAAGAGUGUCCUGGAGGGCGGCGACAUCCCACUGCAGGGCCUGAAAGCGCUUAACAAGCACCACCCCAGUACUUCUUCUAAAGUGGAUUAUAAAGGUGGGAAUGGCUGUAUGAUUUCACCUUGCUCUUCUGUAAAUGCUCACUCAGUUCAUGCCACUAAUGCACUAGUUUUUCAAUAUAAGACUAAAAAGUGCUUGUCCGCUGCCAAAGCCUGCAUCCCUCAAAUCCUUCCCUCUAAGUUUAAGCCCAGGCUAUCGCCCUCUACCGAUAAGAGCCUGGAAAGACGAACCGAGCCGACACAACAGCGGCCUAAGGCACACAGCUGCGAGGAUUUGCAUCAGGAGGCUUGUGGCUCACACAAUGGAGAUACGACAGAUGCCGAUCACAGGUUAAAUUCAGCUUGCAAGUGCAAUGGUUCACCAGAGAGCAGGAACCUGCAUAAAAAUGUGCCUGUUGUGGGAUCUGUGAGGAGCACAACCGAGUUCUCCACCCUCUAUCGGAACAUGCACAACAUUCAGAGGCCGAGCUCCCUGGGCUCCAGCCCCCACGGUAGUGUCCGUUGCCUGGCUUCCUUUUUUGAGAAGCCGGGGGACAACAUUACCCUGGAAAGGACUGAGAUCAUGCCCCGGGAUGCUGUCACGUUUCGGGUGAUGGAGUUUGAGCGUAUCAUUCAGUGUUCGAACUCUGCGCCCACUCGUUCUGCCUCGAUGCCCAUACUCCCUAGUAACCCAAGUCCUUCCCACAUUCCUACAACGACCUGCUUCCUCCAGUCUGCUCUGUCAGCUGAGACUCUAGUCUUGCCAGGGCCUGCAAACACUGAGGACUGUCCAGCCAUGAAUACAGAGGCCCAGACCCCCAAAGAGGAAGCUUCUGUAUUGUACGAGUGUCCGAACACCUCAAGAACUGACUUCCCUUUGGAUCUAAAUGAGGGCAAAUCAGAAGAGGAAAACAGUUGCAUUCAUGAUCCUGCCAAAGAGACGCCCUCUGGCGGUACCUCAGAACCCACAGGUCACCAUCACCAUGACCAUAAUCACUUCCCCUUCCACACCAAACAAAGCAAGUGUAAAGGCACCUGCCCAGCUUCCUACACACGUUUCACCACAAUCCUCAGGCACGAGCGCCAACAGGCCAACACCCAGCAGCAGGAGAAGAAGUGCACUCCCCCAAGGAACUUGCUUCUUAUGGGACCAGCCCCUUUCUGCUUAAGGAGGUCCCUACACAGUCAGCAGGCCAAAAAGACUUGUGCACUCUCUACUAUGAAGCCCAUGACCGGAGAUCUCAUCUCGGCCAAGCUGAAGCCUAUGAUUCCCCAGCGCUUGUCCUCUUUAGAGGUGCUGGAGAGGCUCAGUAAUGGAGAGAGCUCUCCCUGUGAGGGGUGCAACUCGGAUGACCUCAUGGAUGUGGAGGGCUCAGAAGCCAGUAAAGAUCACUCUGAAGAAUCCGAUUCCUCACAUCCAUUAAGCCAAGGAGAUCAUGGAAAAAACUCAGACGAGGCAGUCCGGAAACGCUACGGAGAUAAAGAGAAAAUUCUGGAAGAGCAGAGACGGUUAAAGCGAGAGCAGGAAGAGGCAGACACAGCUGCUCGGAGACAUGCUGGGCUGGUUGUGACUCACCAACAGUUCAUUACUAAUGACCGCUUCGGCGACCUGCUGGUUAUUAAUGAGAAAGAGAAGAGAAAAACCAUAGAGAGGAUUCCUGCUCUGGCACGAUUUGACUUCAGAGCAGAAAGUUUAAAGGAACUACCAUUUCAAAAGGGAGAUAUUGUAUACAUCUACCGGCAGGUUGAUCAGAACUGGUUUGAGGGAGAGCAUCAUGGGAGAGUUGGGAUUUUUCCACACAGCUACGUUGAGCUCUUGCCCCCUACAGAAAAGGCUCAGCCCAAAAAGAGUGCUCCGGUCCAGGUGUUGGAAUAUGGAGAGGCUAUUGCUCGGUUCAAUUUCACUGGUGACACUGCUGUUGAAAUGUCUUUCAGAAAGGGGGAGCGUAUUACACUGAUUCGCAGAGUAGAUGAGAACUGGUAUGAAGGCAAAAUUUCUGGCACUAACCGGCAGGGUAUCUUCCCUGUUACCUACAUAGAGGUGCACAAGAGACCCCGAGUGAAAAAUGGAGUGGACUACCCUGAUCCCCCUAUCAGCCAGUCACCUCAUCGGAGCACUAAUGCUUCUCCACAGCCUAUUCGUAAUCGGCUCACCACCUCCCCUCUCCCUCUCCCGCGGUCUCCCCGCCGCUCGAUCUCCCCUGAAGUCCACGCUGUCUCCAAUGAGUGGAUUUCGCUCACUGUGGGCGGAGUCAGCAGCAGCCCCCCCACCGCACCCACUCCACCCCUCCCCCCUCUGCCAAGCACUUCAUACCGCUUGGGUGAAUAUCUGCCCCCUUCCAUGUCAGCCAGUCCCGUGCCUCCCAUCAGCGGCAGCCCCUACUGCGUCUCCCCCAUGGCUUCUCCCUCCACAUCUCCUUUACCUCCACCCUAUCCGCCCCGCCCCUGCUCGGCCACCCCGUUCCUCACCUUCACUCCACCUCAAGGCGAGGACUUCCUUCUUUCUCCACCCUCUCCCCGCCUGUCCCGCAGCCUGAGUCCCUGUGGGGGUGCUGGGCUUGAGGGCUGGCUUACUGGGGGCAACAGGCUGGAUCAGGAGUUUCAGGAAGGGGAUGGGGCUGAAAUAGACAGGGCUGGCAGCCUCCGCAAGGCUCCUUACAGCAGGAACAAUAGCCCAGCAGAGCCAUUAAGAAAUGAUGUAGAAUAUUAUGGGCGAUUUUCAAGAAGUCCUGUCAUGCUGUUUGACAUCCAAGACAACAACAUGAAUGCCAAUUCAUUCACGGAGGCAGUGUGCAAUGAGAUCAUGAAUAUUGCAGAAACCUCAGUGAGGUACUGCAGCACUUUGUCACGCCCUAUAGACUCCGCCCACCGACUCCUGCCUCCUCCCAGUAAAAACUCUCUCAUCAUUUCCCAGCAACCCCUGUCCCAGAGCAGCAGUCCUGAGCCUGGACGCACGAGCUGUGGGAUGUUCCAGGCUCUGUACAAUUACAUGCCUCAGAAUGAGGACGAGUUGGAGCUGCAGGAAGGAGACCUGGUCAGUGUCAUGGAGAAAUGUGAUGAUGGCUGGUUUGUGGGUACAUCCAAGAGGACAAAACAGUUCGGCACUUUCCCAGGAAAUUAUGUGAAAGCUGUUCAUUUGUGACAUGAUACAUUUGAAGAAAUGACGGUUUGUAUGAAGAGAUUCUAACUAUGCUUAAGCGGCUUGAUCCGUUUGGGACACUCUACCUGUUGGCGUCAAAUGAAGACUUUUUCUCCCUCCAAAAUUUGGUCUUUCCCAGAUGAAUGUCCAGGUAUGUGAUCAGUUAGGUGUGCGGCAUGUCAGCAAAGAACAUGCAGUUCAACUGUACUACAGUGGCAGCAUUUGUUGAAGGAUUUAGAAGAAUGCUUUUUGAAAAUACUCAGACUCAGCUAUAAGCCAUUAAUAUAAAAUAUAUCAGACUUGGAAAAGGUGUUUAAGUUUACAGCUGUGAAUUGUAUUGAAGUACAACUUCAUCACAUACCUGACAUUACUGAAAAACAUGAAAUUCUACCAUUUAUUUUUGCUAUAAAUAUUUGAUGGACUUGGAGUGUUACCAUUAGAGAUGACAGUGUAUUGAAAGCACCUGAAGAUGUCUGUAUUAAGGGUUAAUGGUCAGAGAAGCUGUAAAA
Messenger RNA from Sinocyclocheilus grahami, 4565 nucleotides. Its product is annotated as sorbin and SH3 domain-containing protein 1-like. The coding region runs from base 1 to 4059 and encodes 1352 amino acids. The transcript is spliced from 22 exons. NCBI's taxonomy places the organism in Eukaryota, Metazoa, Chordata, Actinopteri, Cypriniformes, Cyprinidae. Gene Ontology annotation, biological process: cell-substrate adhesion. Gene Ontology annotation, cellular component: cell-substrate junction; nucleus; cytoplasm. The record is from RefSeq and is a predicted model, not a curated record. Gene Ontology annotation, molecular function: protein binding.